Candoia aspera is the source of this 6218-nucleotide messenger RNA. RefSeq names its product TSC complex subunit 2 (gene TSC2). NCBI's taxonomy places the organism in Eukaryota, Metazoa, Chordata, Lepidosauria, Squamata, Candoiidae. Gene Ontology annotation, biological process: regulation of cell cycle; negative regulation of Wnt signaling pathway; positive regulation of GTPase activity. The coding region runs from base 107 to 5542 and encodes 1811 amino acids. The transcript has 42 exons. Gene Ontology annotation, molecular function: GTPase activator activity. Gene Ontology annotation, cellular component: nucleus; cytoplasm; TSC1-TSC2 complex. The record is from RefSeq and is a predicted model, not a curated record.
GAUGGAUGUCUGGAUUGGCUGAAGUGCGGUGGUACAGGGCAUAUUGCUUUUUUCAGUAGCUUGUUGUGAAAGCAAGAACUUUUCCUCGAUGCCGUCUUAGCUAACAAUGGCAAAACCACCAAGUAAAGAUCCUGGGCUAAAGGAGAAGUUUAAGAGCCUCUUAGGACUGUCAUCCAGGCCUAAUUCUAAGUCAUCUGAAGGAAAACAGACAGAGUUCAUCAUCACUGCAGAAAUACUCAAGGAACUGAGCAUGGAAUGUGGCUUAAACAAUCGGAUAAAAGCAAUUGGUCAAAUCUGUGAGGUAGCCAAAACUAAAAAAUUUGAAGAGCAUGCAGUGGAAGCUGUUUGGAAAGUAGUAGCUGAUAUGCUGCAGCCAGAUCGGCCAGCUGAGGCCCGGCAUGCCGUCCUCCAUCUGCUGAAGGCAAUUAUUCAGGGACAAGGUGAAAGGCUGGGAAUUCUCCGAGCUCAUUUUUUUAGAGUGAUUAAAGAUUAUCCAUCUAACGAAGACCUGCAUGAGCGACUUGAAGUAUUCAAGGCACUGACAGAUAAUGGAAAAUACAUAACAUACUUGGAAGAAGAACUCGCUGAAUUUGUUCUUCAGUGGAUGAAAGUUGGUUUGACUUCAGAGUUUCUGUUGGUGUUGAUCAACUUAGUCAAAUUCAACAGCUGUUACUUGGAUGACUACAUUGCUGGCAUGGUCUACAUGAUUUGCGCCUUAUGCAUUCAGACCUCUUCUGCAGUUGACAUUAAGGUUUCCCUGCAGGUUUUGGAUGCUGUGGUGUGCUACAACUGCCUGCCUUCUGAAAUACUCCCAAUGUUUAUCAUCACCUUGUGCUGGACCAUCAAUGUGAAGGAGCUCUGUGAGCCCUGUUGGAAGCUCAUGCGGAGGCUGUUGGGAACUCACCUGGGUCAUAGUGCCAUUUAUAACAUGUGUCGGAUCAUGGAGGACAGGACCUACAUGGCAGAUGCAGUCCUCCUGAGAGGGGCUGUCUUCUUUGUGGGGAUGGCCUUGUGGGGUGCACAUAGACUGCAAUCUCUCAAAAAUUCACCAACAUCUGUGCUUCCGUCUUUCUUGAAGGCCAUGACGGCUCCCAAUGCCAUUGUGUCUUAUGAGAUCGUCCUCUCCGUAACGAGGCUGAUCAAGAAGUACGGCAAGGACCUUCAGGCAGUCACCUGGGACGUCCUUCUGGAUAUCAUGCAGCGCCUGGUCGAGCAGCUGCAGACUUUGGAAAGCCAGGAGUUGAAAUCCAUUGUUCACGAUUUGCUGACUACAGUUGAGGAACUGUGUGACCAGAAUGACUUCCAUGGCUCCAAAGAAAGAUACUUUGAACUUGUGGAGGGAUGUGCUGACCAAAGGCCCGAAUCUUCGGUUCUCAACCUUAUAACCUACCGAGCUCAGUCCAUCCACCCUGCGAAGGACAGCUGGAUCCAAAACCUGCAGGUGCUGAUGGAGAGGUUCUUCAGAAAUGAGAGUCGGAGUGCUGUUCGCAUAAAGGUUUUGCACGUCCUGUCUUUUGUGCUGAGUGUCAAUAGGCAGCUUUAUGAGGAGGAAUUGAUUAACCUGGUCAUCUCCCAGCUGUCUCAUAUCCCAGAAGAUAAAGACCACCAAGUCCGCAAACUGGCCACCCAGUUGCUGGUGGACUUGGCUGAGGGUUGCAAUACCCAUCACUUCAACAGCUUGCUGGACAUCAUCGAGAAGGUGGCUUCCCAUUCCUUGCUGCCUUCUGCUGACCUGGAAGAAAGAGAUCUGCUGUCCUACUCCGCCUCGUUGGAAGACGUGAAGACGGCCGUCGUUGGUCUACUUGUCAUUUUCCAGACCAAGCUGUACAGCUUGCCUGCCAGCCAUGCCACGCGGGUCUAUGAGAUGCUUGUCCAUCACGUUCAGCUCCAUUAUAAACACAAGUACAGCCUCCCCAUUGCCAGCAGUAUCCGCCUGCAGGUAUUUGACUUCUUGCUCUCGCUUCGUGCUGACUCUCUUCUCCACCGGCUGGGCCUCCCCACCAAAGAUGGCCUCGUGAGAUUCAGCCCCUACUGCCUCUGCGAUUCAGUGGAGCCCGAGAAGAAACUUGCUGGCACUCUCUCCCCUCCCUCGGGAAGUCCAGGCGUGCUCCCCCAGAACGCUCCCAUCCGCACGGGCCGCUUGUCUUAUUCUCUCCUCUUUGGAGUUCUUCUGCAGUGCUUGAAGCAAGAGACCGACUGGAAGGUGCUGAAGCAGGUCCUGAACAAACUGCCCGGGUCCCUGCAGCAUAAAGUCCUUUACCUGACCUCUCCCUGCAGUAUUGACCACCUGUCCUCUGCUCUGUGCGCUACGCUCACAGAUAAGAAGGUGACUGAGCGGCUGAGGGACGCCUCGGAAGGGCUGUCCCGGAACGACCUGCACCCGGCUGUGGUUCCAGUCUUGACUGCUUUGAUCUCCUACCACAAUUACCUGGACAAAACGAAGCAGCGAGAGAUGGUUUAUUGCCUGGAGCAUGGACUGAUCUUCCGCUGCGCCAGCCAGUGUGUGGUGGCGUUGUCAAUCUGCAGCGUCGAGAUGCCGGAUAUUAUCAUCAAAGCUCUGCCAGUCCUGAUAGUUAAGUUGACACAUAUUUCAGCUACAGCCAACAUGGCCAUCCCACUCUUGGAAUUCCUUUCGACACUGGCCCGCCUGCCUCACCUCUACAGGAAUUUUGCGGCUGAGCAGUAUGCCAGCGUAUUUGCCAUCUCCUUGCCGUAUACAAACCCCUCCAAGUUUAACCAGUAUAUUGUGUGCCUGGCGCAUCAUGUCAUAGCCAUGUGGUUUAUCAAAUGCCGCCUUCCCUUUCGGAAAGACUUUGUUCCGUAUAUUACUAAGGGUUUGCGGUCGAACAUCCUCCUCUCCUUCGAUGACACCCCGGAGAAAGACAGCUUCCGGGCUCGGAGUACAAGCCUAAAUGAGAGACCAAAGAAUAGCUUUAAAGUAGCCAAAAAUGCCAGGCCCACCUUGAACCACUCUCCUCCUGUGAAAGCGCUGAAGGAACCCUCAGCUGUUGAUGCCUUCCGGUCCCGCAGCAUCAGUGUGUCUGACCAUGCCGCCCACAGCCGGAUACAAACCUCCAUCACCAGUUCCAGUCUGGGGUCUGCUGAUGAGAACUCCAUGGCUCAGGCAGAUGACAACCUGAAGACCCUUCACUUGGAGCUCACGGAGACCUGCCUCGACAUGAUGUCCCGAUACGUCUUUUCAAACUUCACAGCCGUGCCCAAGAGGUCUCCAGUGGGUGAGUUCCUCUUGGCUGGAGGGAGGACCAAGACAUGGCUGGUGGGUAACAAGCUUGUUACAAUCACUACAAGUGUUGGGACAGGAACCAGGUCCCUCCUGGGCCUUGACCACGGAGAGCUCCAUAAUGGCACAGAAUCCAGUUCAGAUCACAGCUUGCAAGUGAGACAGUCAAAGGAGGCACCAGCGAAACUCGAAUCUCAGGCUGGCCCACAGGUGGCUCGAACCCGCAACCGAGUCAGGUCCAUGUCAGGAGGCCAUGCCCUGCGGGUUGGUGCUUUGGACAGCUCUGCCGCUCACUUCCCAGCCGGUACGGUGCCCCAGGCACCCCCCAGCUCUCCUGCUCCUGCCACCCAAACUGAGAAGGCCAACCUGGCUGCUUAUGUCCCCCUCCUGACUCAAGGCUGGGCAGAAAUACUGGUGCGGAGGCCAACAGGUAACACCAGCUGGUUGAUGAGCCUGGAAAAUCCACUGAGUCCCUUUUCUUCCGAUAUCAACAACAUGCCCCUGCAGGAGCUCUCCAAUGCCCUCAUGGCAGCAGAGCGUUUCAAGGAGCAUCGUGAGACAGCCUUGUACAAGUCCCUCUCGGUCCCAUCCUCCAGCUUGUCCACAGGAACAGCCAAGCUGUCUCUGUUGCAGCGCGCCAACACAGUGGCCUCUUUCUCUGCCCUGGGCCUGACCAGUUCUCAAGGAAGGUUGCACAGGAGCAUUUCCUGGGCAGAAUCUGCAGUAGUGCUAGAAGAAGGAAGCCCCCCCGACGCAGAUCCGAAAGGAGUGGAAUUCCGCCCCAGGUCCCAGGAGAUCGAAGGCUUUGAAGCAGUGUCUUUGGGGCAAGGCCCGGGUGAAGAGAGGCCGGGCCGAGGCCCCUACGGUCGGUCAUCGUCGACGUCUAGUCAAGAGGAGAAAGCGCCCAGAGCAGAAGAUUUGGCUGCUGUUGGCAUUCCUAUCGAAAGGACCAGGAACUUGGAAGACAGCCGGGCCUUCGAAGCCCUCUCUUUCCAGCCGUCCCAGACCCUCAGCAAAUCCAGCUCGUCUCCAGAGCUUCAGACUCUGCAGGAAGCUCUCAAGGAUCCGGGUGGCGAAGAGUCAGCCCAGAAACUAAGUGGCGAGGUCAAAUCCAAGUCUCAGUCUGGUCACCUGGAAGAAGAGGCGGCUGGGGGCUGGCUGAGGAAGGGGGAGGAGGACCAGGCCCCUGGAGGGACAAGGCUGGCUUCGGGGACCCCUGCCUCUUCUCUCCACUCACCGACUGGCCACCGACCCCGAGGCUACACAAUCUCUGACUCGGCUCCCUCCAGGAGAGGCAGAAGGAUCGAGAGAGACCCUUUUAAGGGAAGAGCAGCAGCCGCCUCCAAUGCAGAAAAGGUUCCAGGCAUCAACCCAAGCUUUGUGUUCCUGCAGUUGUAUCACUCCCCAUUCUUUGGUGAUGAAUCCAACAAGCCUCUUCUGUUACCAAAUGAGACCUUUGAGAGAUCCGUUCAGCUUCUAGACCAGAUCCCUCCCUAUGACACUCACAAGAUCGCGGUGUUGUAUGUUGGAGAAGGACAGAGCAGCAACGAGCUCGCCAUCCUUUCCAACGAACACGGCUCCUACAGGUACACAGAAUUCCUGACCGGCCUGGGCAAGCUCAUCGAGCUCAAGGACUGCCAGCCAGACAAGGUCUAUCUUGGCGGCCUGGACGUGUGUGGGGAGGAUGGGCAGUUCACCUACUGCUGGCACGACGACAUCAUGCAAGCUAUUUUCCAUAUUGCCACCUUGAUGCCCACUAAAGAUUUGGAUAAAUAUUGCUGUGACAAGAAACGACACUUGGGGAAUGAUUUUGUUUCUAUCAUUUACAAUGAUUCAGGGGAAGACUUCAAACUGGGGACCAUAAAGGGCCAGUUCAACUUCGUACAUGUCAUCAUCAAGCCCCUGGAUUAUAACUGUAACCUGCUUACUUUACAGUGCCGUAAAGAUAUGGAAGGGCUCAUUGACACGAGUGUGGUGAAGAUUGUUUCAGACAAAAACCUUUCAUUUGUCGCCCGGCAGAUGGCACUGCAUGCCAAUAUGGCUUCUCAGGUCCAUCACAGCCGCUCUAAUCCCACCGACACCUACCCGUCAAAGUGGAUUGCUCGGCUGCGCCACAUCAAGAGGCUCCGGCACAGGAUCCGAGAUGAAACCCAGUAUCAUGAAGCUGGUUUUCCCACCGUACAUCCUCCGGUCCCUGCAAAAGCCUCGGCCCAUGUCCCUCAGGACCCAGCUCCCACCUAUGAAACUGGACAGAGGAAACGCUUGAUUUCCUCAGUGGAUGACUUCACAGAAUUUGUGUAGGGUGACAAGCGGGCUGAGCAGGCCUCUCCAGUGCCCAGGGCUUCUGUUUCUCCCUCCCAGGCUCCAGCUCCAGCCGUUUCAGCCUCUUCUCAGCCCAAGAGGUGGGAUUGCAGCUUUGUGCUCCCUUGAAAGCUGCUGGCCUAGAGAGACAUAUGGCUCUUGUGGGUUUUUUUUAACCAACAGUUUUGGGAUUAAGCUUCUUAAAGUGAAUGAAGGCACAACUCAGAUUUAUGAUGUUUGUUUGAAGUGGCAGAAGAAAACUCAGCAGCCUGACGUUAAUUUCCCCAAGGCCUCCAGCGUUCCUCUAGUGUGCUAGCAGAAUUUCAUAAAAUGUGCCUGCCGUUGACUUCUAUCCAUUGGGGUGAUUUGUGACUUGCAUUUAGGGUUUGAUCCUGCGAGAGCUGGGGAACCCUCGGCCUUCAGAGGAAAGCCAAUGUGGCAGAGGUGUGUGGGCAGUUAUUUAAGCUGAGCUUCAGGAGGCAUUUGGGGCUGAUGACCAGACAGUUUUGCUUAAAUCUGUCCUGACUGUUGAGAGCAACACCUACAUCAGAGUUAGGGAGAGCAUUCUGAGGGAGCGGGCCUCUGGCAGUUCCUUUUUUAAUAGGCUGCAGGGCUAAUGGGAAAUGUAAAAGUUUUCCUUCUCAACGAAAGCAAGAAUUUUGUUUGCUGUUCUAAA